CCAUUCUGGCUCGGGCUGGCUCGCUCCCAUGGCCGCGGCGGCGCAGCCAGCGCCCGCGCUCGACUCUGCGGCUCGUGGCGCCCACGUGGGCCGGGACCUGCUCGUCCUGGCCCACGGCUGGACCUGCUUCCCGCUGCUCCUGGAGUUCGCCGCCCAUCACGCCUCGCAGAGCCGCUCUGCCAGGGCCGGCUGAGCGCGGCCCAGCUCGCCACACGGGCGGGCGUCCGCGAGGCCCCGCUCCGGCUGGUCCUCCGGGCGUGCGGCGUCCUCGGCUACGUGAGCCUCGACCGCGCCGCGGGCACCUACUCCGCCAACAGGGGGCCGGAGCUCGAGGCGCUGCUAGCCUUGCUGGGCCCUCGUGGGCCACUGGCGGAGGCCCUGAGCGGCGUCUACCGCAGGGCGGCCCCGCCGUUCAGGGUGCCGUCGGAUGCCGCCCGGUACUGCCUGUCGGUGUGGUCCCAGCAUCGCCCGGCGUGGCGGCAGCAGGGGCGCUCUGCUGCGCUGCUGCCGCUGCUGCUGGACGGGGUCGCGCUCACCCCGCUGCUGGUGUCCAUGACCUACUUCGCGCGCUGGGACGACCGGGGCGGGGACGCCGAGGAGCGGACUCGGGCGGCAGAGGCCGACUUCGGGGAGCUUGAUCCCGACCUGCACGAUGCGUUCCUGUCCAUGUGUGAGGGCGUCGGCGUCCGGGUGCUGAAGGGCCCGGGCACUCUCAGGGUCCCCGUGCAGAGCUUGGAGGCCCUGACGGCGUGCUACUGCAUGUACGUGCCCGCCUCCCUCGCGUCCCUGCUGGCGGGCUUUGGCGGGACCCUUCUCGAGGAUGCCAGCUGGGAUCCGACUCGCCCGAUUUCAGCGGCCGCCUGCCACAAGAUGCUGCAUGCUGUCGGCAGCCGCGCAUGGCACCUGCCGCUGUACGAGGGCAUGCUCAGGCAGAUCGGACAUGCCUUCGGCACUGGGGACGUGCACUCGCAGCCGAAGUUUGUGGUGGUCGCUGGCGCGGGGGACAGCUGCCUCCUCUCGCAGAUCCACGACUACAUCAAGGAGCACACCGCUCGGGGCAGGCUGCUCGAGGAGCACCCUGUCGUCAUGGUCGCCGUCGACCCGGAUCUGCGGGCACGCACCGCGGCAGCCGUGAGGUUGGCCCAGCGAAGGGUGCCCCACAAGGUGUUGGACGGCGCUGCCGAGAUGACGGACGGGCUGGCACAGCUUCUGGAGCGGAGCGGGGUGCAGCUGGACAGGGCUCUGCACGUGCACGCCUUCCUCCACGCCUGGCCGCACGUCGCUCCGAGGAAGAGGCUCGACCCCGCGCUGGAGGCGUUCGCGCGGGCGGCCCUGGCAGACGCGGCGUGCACGGACGCCUCUGGGCGGCCGGUCUCGGCGGAGGCGCUGUUCGGGGCCCUGGUGGAGCACUUCGAGCGCUGGCACGGGGUGCUGCACGGCUCCGCGGGCCUGUGCCUGGUGGAGGCCGUGCUGAGCGACGUCCCGACGGGCAGGCAGUUCCUGAGCGAGCACGCCGCCUUCAGCCACGAGAUCGUCCAGUCGCUCUCGAGGAAGGGCAUGGUGUCACCGUCGGCGCUCUGCAUGGCCGCCGCGGCGGCCGGCCUGCUGCCAGCCGACGCGAGGACCGUGCAGGCGCACCCGGCCGAGAGCAGGCACUGCUGCGCGGUGAACCUGCGCCUCGUGGCCAGGCCCUUCCGGGUGCGGCUCGCGAUGGCCAGCGACCUGCCCGACCUGGUCCGCCUCGAGCUCGUCGCCUGGGAGGAGCACCUGCGGACCCCGCGCGAGGGCCUGCGCAGGCGCCUGGAGGCGGCGCCGCUCGCCAACUACGUCUGCGAGCUGGACGGCCGGGUGGUGGCGGUGCUGUACACGCAGCGGGUCUCCGACCUGGGCGCGGUGCAGGGGCAGCAGUUCCAGCGGGCCUCCGACGCCCACGCCCCGGGCGGGCGCCACGUGCAGCUCCUCUCCAUCGCCGCGGACCCGGGGAGGGUCGGCCUGGGCCUCGGGUCGGAGCUGCGGCAGCUGGCCCUGCUCCUCGCAAGGCUGGACCCUGGCACGGACAGCGUGUGCGCCGUCACGCGCGCGAAGGGCUCCGAGUUCCGCGGCUUCGCGGGCUCCAUGGAGGCCUACCUGGCAGAGCACGUGGCCGGCCGCCGCGUGGACCCGAUCGUGAACUUCCACACCAGCUUCGGGGCCAGAUUCGUGCGCCUGGUGGCUGGCUUCCGGCCCGAGGAUGUGGACAAUCAGGGCAUAGGUGUGCUCAUCCAGUACAAUGUCCAGGAGUUGUCCAGGAUGACGGGGUCAUCGGAGGCCGCCCCCGACGCGCCCGCCGGCACCGCGCUGGAGCGUCACAUGCCUUCUGGGGAGCUGCUGGCCCAGAUCAUGGAGCGCCUCGGCUACGAGGUGGAUCACGAGAAUCCGUCGCGGGGCUUCUUCGACUACGGCAUGGAUUCGCUGGAGCUCGUCCGCAUGCAGAACAGCGUCUGCGGAGCCCUCGGCAUGCAGCUCCCGGCCACGCUGGUGCUGGACUUCCCCAGCUACGAGGCCCUGGAGGACGAGCUCGAUCGGAGGCGGGGCACGGGCUCGUACGCGAGGGGCGAGGGCUGGAAGCAGGAGCCGGUGGGCCUCGGGUCGGCAGCCGAGGGCCCCGAGGACGGGGCGCAGACUGUCUGGAGCUCUCUGACCGCCCGCGACGUCGUGGCCAUCCAAGGGGAGUGCAGGGCGGUGUAUUCCACAGCCGCGUACCAGAAGCGCUUCGGCGACUACGCCCGCAGGUGCUACCCCGACAUGGCCAUGUACUGCUUGGCGAUCGAGCCGGUGCUGUGCGAGGUGGAGGGCCCCAUCCUUCUGGAGCGGGGCCUCGUGGCCGCGACGGACUUCGCGACCGUGCAGCAGGCGCGCACCGAGCUGGCUGGCAGGGCGCUGAAGUUUUGGGCUUCGGUGCCCGAACUACGGAGCAGGGCAAAUGGCAUUGCGCAUCUCACCAAGGUAGAUCAGAUCUGGUCCUGA
Messenger RNA from Prorocentrum cordatum, 3006 nucleotides. Lineage: Eukaryota; Dinophyceae; Prorocentrales; Prorocentraceae. The record is from the annotation of a GenBank genome assembly.